Messenger RNA from Helicoverpa armigera (cotton bollworm), 2329 nucleotides. RefSeq lists its product as uncharacterized. The coding region runs from base 51 to 2138 and encodes 695 amino acids. The record is from RefSeq and is a predicted model, not a curated record. The transcript is spliced from 2 exons. NCBI's taxonomy places the organism in Eukaryota, Metazoa, Arthropoda, Insecta, Lepidoptera, Noctuidae.
GCGACGCGCGCGCAGCCAAACGACCAUCCCAGUAGUGAUGUGCCGGUAAUAUGUCGAGUGAGGGUUCUGUGACAUCCAGUGGGUCUAGGAUCCGACAGUUUGGCUUGUACAGGACUAUCGAUGCGAGGACCGAGGAGUUUUUAAGGUCCUCCAGAAAGCGACAGAUAAGGCAAGGAUGUGCCUGCGCCGCCAUUUCUACGGCAAUCACAGUUACCGUUGUUGUUGUAAUUCUACUGAUCUACGAAUACGCGAUUGCUGUAGAAUGGAGUUUAGUACAAAACAGGAAAGGCAUGAAUCGAACCGAAAGCAGAAACGAUCAACCAUUUGCUGAUAGACUUGACCGAAGUUACUUUGGGCUCGACCAAGAUUACUACGAACGUAUGCCUUUACUCAUCAAUGCUUUGCAAGAAAGCAGCUACUUUGACCCACUAUUAGAAACUACUGGACCCUUUCCAAGGAAGAAAAGAUUUAACAUGACUAUAAUUAAACCGACAACAACAAAACCAACUUACAAACCGAACGCUGUAAGAAGAACCAGUCCACGACCAUUCUUCUUUGAAUACAGAAGCCCAACUCCUUUACCCUUCAGCAAAACUUACGGAUCAAGAAGCUGGAUAGAACGGUAUAGAAACGAAGAACGAUUAAAAAAUAUACGUCAAAUAAUAAAAUAUUUAGAAACAACGAUCAAUGCAAAAGCGGGAGAUAUGCACUCUAAACCUACAAGCACGCAUAUAGCCUUUACUGGCCUAUAUAUAGAACCAAUGCUAGAGAAUAAAAGCGCAGACGUUGACACGAAAUCAGAUUUACAGCAACAAAGUUCAGAAAAUGUAAAGAUUGUUAAAUCAAACCAUCUAGCAGAUCCACUCUUCAAUUUCAAACCAGAAAGUCCUGGAGAUGUUAAUCUGUUGGCUGAUGAUUUUCUGCGCUUUGCUCCAAUUCCUACUCCCAGUUUAUUAGAUACUACAAACAAGUAUCCAAUGUUCCGACAGAUUCCAUUCCACAAGAGGAAUUGUCUAGGCAACAAAUGUGAGAACAAUGAUGUUGGUAGUCAUCCGUUUGUAUCAAGUUCCAAUGACAUUAGACAUACAGAAGCUCCACCUGUUAGUACUACAAAAUCUUUCAGCGUCAUGCUUAAUUUAUUUCCCGUCCAGAAAGAAACAACGACCACGCCAACUUCUCUAGAUAAUAUUUACCUUACUACAUCACGGCCUUUGAUACAAUUCAAAAGAAAAUCCAAUGUUGGAAUAAGACGUAUUUAUACUCCAUAUAAAAGGCCCAGGUAUUUAAGUAAUAUAAUAAAUAAACAAACAAAGGAAAUGAAAGCCAAGGAAAGUAAUAAAGAUAAUAAGGAAACUGAAACUGGCACGCAAAUGAUAGUCCACGUUAAAGUGUACACUCCCGACGAAAAAACUGACAUGAAAAACGAAACGAAAAAAGUUCAUCAUACGAUACCAUCGACACAAACUAAUCCUUAUACGACGAAAGCUCCCAUAGAAUUAUCAACAUCGCAGAUAGAAGAUCACCAUGUUGGCAGUUCAGGUUACAUACCUGUAGAAUUAAAAUCUGAAACACCUCCUUUACCCAAAGUUACAACCAUGAUACCUUUCUUUGAUUUGACAACUGAAUAUUCUUGGCCAGCUCCAACCGAGGUGCUACAUUUUAAUGCUCAAGAUGCAAAAGUGCCUAAUGAAUACAUAGAACUAGAGAGAAGAUCAAGUGCACAAUAUCAAAAUAAUAUAGAAAUAAGCCGAAGGAACUCUGGCGAACAUAUUGAUAUGCAAGAGGAACCUAGUACACUUAUUGUUAAACUUAAAAACGAAUAUGUAGGAACUACUACCGAAACUACAGAAGUUAACAAAAGUACGGAGAAAGUUGAGGAGACCACAACGGUUUGGACAUAUGUACCUCAAAUAAAUGGUCAUUACAGAAGCAUUAAUCAAAAUUCUAAGAACGUUAACACGUGGUUAGAUGAGAAUAAUAGAAAAAAGCGUUUAGAGCAAUCUGUAUCAGGUUUGCAUACUUAUGUUCCAAUGUAUAAAGAAAUUAGAAGAAAUCAUACAAAAGCAUCUAAUGAAGACGAUAAUGUUGAUGAUGAUGAAAGUAGUGAUGAUAAAAAUAAAAAUAAGGGUGAAGAUUGAAGAUGUAUCAUUGUGAUUGUAAAAUAAAAUAUUCCAUAUAGAAAAGUAGAGAUACUUGAUAAUAUAGGUAGUCUUUGUAAAAUAUACGAAUUAUAUUUUCCUGUGUCCCACCGACUUUACUUGCUACCCAUUGAUGUAUCUUACUGAUUUCAACUUUGUGGGAACAUUUGUAAAUAAAUCAUUAAAUUAUU